AUGGGCACAGUCACCUGGAAGGUUCCUGUUGGCGCUUCCGUCCGGGACAGACAGGCAGCUCCAGAAGCCAGACAGCCCAAGGACAGCCCAGCCGGCCCGGACAUGCUGCUGCUGCUGCUGCUGCUGCCGCUGCUGCCCCUGCUGUGGGCAGGGUCCCUGCAGAAGGAUCCAGAGUACCAACUGCAGGUGCAGGACUCGGUGACGGUGCAGGCGGGCCUGUGCGUGCACGUGCCCUGCAAGGUGUCCUACCCUCGGGAGGGCUGGAACGACUCUACCCCAGCGUACGGCUACUGGUACCAGAAAAGGGAGGCUAUCAAAGAUGUUCUCGUGGCCACAAACAACCAAGGCAAGAAAAUAACAAGGAAGGUGAAACCUCCCUCUCCACUCGACCUCUCCGGGGACCCGGGGGCCGGCGACUGCUCCCUGAGCAUCUCAGCUGCGAGGCCCGGACACAGUGGAAAGUAUUACUUCCGACUGGAGAGGGGCCCUGUGAACCACACCUACUGGGACAACCAGCUCACCGUGACCGUCACAGCGCUGACACAGACCCCGGACAUCCGCAUCAAGGAGCCCCUCGAGGCCGGCCGCCUGGGUCACUUGGUGUGCUCCCUGCCAGGAGCCUGUGCUCCGCUGCGGCCCAGCACCGUCUCCUGGGCCGGGGCUGAUGCCCUCAGACUCCAGGCGCAGGGCUCCUCAGCCUCUAGGUACCCAGAGAUCGUGUUCAAGCCCCGCCCGCAGGACCACGGCACCAACCUCACCUGCCGGCUCACCUUCCCCGGGGCUGAUGUGAGCAGGACCAUCACGCUCAACGUGUCCUAUGCACCACAGAACCUGACCAUCCGCGUCUCCCGAGGAAGCCACACAGAGCUGGAACACGUGGGCAAUGGCUCGGCUCUCCCGGUCCGGGAAGGGGACUCGCUCCGCCUGCUCUGUGUCGCCGACAGCAACCCUCCCGCCACAGGCUCCCUGAGCCUCAAGGAGGGGCUCAGCCCUGACCUCAGACUCAGCUGCGAGGCCCGGAAUGUGCACGGGGCCCAGAGCGCCUCUGUCCUGCUGCUGCCUGGUCAGGGCCUGCUGGGGGCAGAGGCCACGGAGGAAGGAGUGGGGAAGCCCGCGCUCCGGGAAGCAUUUGUCCUGGGCGCUGUCACGGGAGCAGGUGUCGUUGGGCUGCUCGGCCUCUGCCUCGUUGUCUUCCUAGUGAAGACCCGCAGGAGGGGCGCACCCCGGGCUGCAGCUGGUGAGAAGGAUGCCUCCUCUACACGGGGUCCCUCCCCCUCCACGCGGAGUCCCGCCUCCUCCACACGGAGUCCCGCCUCCUCCAUGCGGAGUCCCGCCUCCUUGGGUGGCCAGCGUGAGUGUCGGCCGGGCAGCCAGCUAGACCACCCGCCCCCAGCUGCGCCCCCCGCCGCCGCCUCCGGGGAGGAGCUGGAGCUGUAUUACGCCACCCUCAGCUUCCAGGGGCCGAGGCUGGGGGAACAGCCCGACCAGGAGGCCACCACCAGCACCGAGUAUGCAGAGAUCAAGAUCCGCACCUAACGGGCCCCCAGCUCCAGCGACCUCUGGCUGGAGGGCCCAGGGCUUCUCUGGGAGGGGAGACAUCAGGGACAAUUCCCAAGAACGAGCUGACGACACGGGCGUCCCACUGGUGCCACGAUGGGCAGAACUGGCCUCAAAUUUCAGCCCGUCUCCAACUACGAGAAUGAGUCUGAGCAAGUCACUCUACUUCUCAGUCUCCCCUCUGUAACACAGACACAGUAACCCAACUGGACCCUGGCCGAUGUGGCUCACUAGCUUAGUGUCCACCUAUGAAUCAGGAGGUCACGGUUCGCU
Molecule: messenger RNA, 1830 nt
Organism: Myotis davidii
Lineage: Eukaryota; Metazoa; Chordata; Mammalia; Chiroptera; Vespertilionidae
Gene: SIGLEC11
Product: sialic acid binding Ig like lectin 11
Exons: 10
Coding region: 1-1536 (511 amino acids)
Biological process (GO): cell adhesion
Cellular component (GO): plasma membrane
Molecular function (GO): sialic acid binding
Source: RefSeq, a predicted model, not a curated record